AUGGCGGAGCGUUGGCGAGACAUUCUUCACCAGCUCAGCUCGGAACUCGAGCGACAGUCCACAAAAUUGCGCGACCUCGAGCUCGAGAACGAGCGGCUCCGAGAAGGUGAGGUUGCAUCGCUUGCAUCUCCAACUUCACCUAUUUCUAUUGCUCAAGCAGAGGCAGAAGAUGCUUCGACAGGUGAUACUACCAAGCAACAGGGAAAUCGUAGUGAGUCGUCAUACAGUGCCGCGUGCCAAAUCUCCGAAGUGAAGCCGUGGGCGGAAGAGAAUGAACCGAGUCGGCGACCCAAAGGCAGCAAAGAGGAUACGAACCAUCUGGAGCUUGACUCCACAGAGCCCGUGCGUGUUUGGGGCUCCAUGCAGACCUUUGCGGCGAAAGAUCCGGAUGCCAUCCUCAAGGCAAAGUUCGCACAAUUGCGGACAACCCCGACCGCCAACUAUGAGAGGAAGCCUUGGUACGUGAUCAAUCCGCAGAGGAGCAAUCGGUUUGCCGCGUGGCAGGUGAUCACCAUGUGCGCUUUAGCCUUCGUGGUAAUCGUUGUCCCCUACCAGGUGGGCCUCCUGGAGCUUGUGGAGUGGGAUCUCUUGCUCACUCUGAGUACCCUAGUAGACUUCAUUUUUCUUUGCGACGUGGUCUUGCAGUUUGUCACAAUGUAUCCUCGCACAACCCCGCGGGGGACUGUGUGGGAGCAGAAAGUAAGCAGAAUUGCCACGCACUACCUGAAGACGUGGUUUACGCUCGACUUCCUGACCUUGAUUCCUUUCGACAUCUUUGAGUUGACAUUCCAGGCGGACGAUGUGGGAUUGGGCAAGGCCAGCAAAGCCGUUCGUGCUCUAAGGCUGUUGAAGCUGAUGCGCAUUCUCAAAACGUCGCGUUGGCUCCACAAGAUUGAGAUUGCCAUUUCCAUCCCCUACCAGCAGUUUGCAUUGUUCCGCUUCUUGCUCAUCUUGUGCAUGGUCUGCCAUUGGCUGGCCUGUAUAUGGGCUAUGACAUUGCAACUCGGUGAAACAGACAAGCCACAGUGGAUCAAUGACAUCGAGAAAAUAGACCAGGAGUUUGGCAUCGACACCCGAUCCGAUCCCAUGCGCACGUACAUCAGCUCCCUGUACUUCUGCACCUACACGAUGACCUCCGUCGGCUAUGGUGACAUUGGUCCAAAGAACAUCAUUGAGCGCUGCGUGUGUACGCUUAUUGUCCUCACAGCGGGAUUGUGCUGGGCCUACGUACUUGGCGAAGUCUGUGCCAUUGUGAGUGACAUGAAUGCUGAAAGCCAGGGCUUCCGGAAGAAGAUGACGGAGCUCAAUCGGAUGAUGAAAGAGCAAGGCUUGCCAUAUGAACUGCGCUGCCGCAUGAGGAGCUUCUUCUUACAGAAUCGUCACCAGGCCCUCUAUAUCACCCGCCAGAGGUUGAGGGAGGCUAUGAGUCCGCAGCUGCAGUCGGAGAUUAGCACUGCGGUCAACCUUCCCUGGAUCUCAAAGGUGCCCUUCCUGGAGCAGUUCAUGGACUACAUCGAUCGGCAGGGCUCAGAAGGAAAAGACAUUGACCCCUUCAGGGCAUGCAUUGCCGACGUUUCCCGAGAGCUGUCUUGUGGCGCGUUUGCCCAGGGUGAGAAGUUCGACAACAUGCAGGUGUUGUACAUCGUCUCCAAGGGCAUUGUUGCGCUGAACAACCGGGUUGGCACCAACGGGGCUGUGUGGGGUGAGGACUUCGUCCUGUCUGAUAUGAGCCUCAUCCGAAACAUCAGAGGCUGUGCCCUGACCUACCUCGAGGUUCUCUUCUUGACUCGUGACAAGUUCAUGAAGGUGGUGGAGAGGAGGACGCGCACAUGUCCAGAGCUUGGCGUUAUUGUCAGGCAGUUCACCGUGCGCCUCGCGGUUAGAAGAGGUUUCGUUGCAGCCGCCAAGAAGAAGCAAGAGGAAUGGGAAGCGAAGCAACUAGCCAUGACGAAGACUUUCUCCUUGAGGUCCAGAGGAUCUGCUCAGUAUGCUCCGCUACCACCAGAAAUUCCGGACACCAAGGUCAUCCAGCCAAAUGGCAGUUUGCCCGGCUCACUUGAUGAUUGA
Symbiodinium natans is the source of this 2067-nucleotide messenger RNA. The record is from the annotation of a GenBank genome assembly. NCBI's taxonomy places the organism in Eukaryota, Dinophyceae, Suessiales, Symbiodiniaceae.